Messenger RNA from Uranotaenia lowii, 1348 nucleotides. RefSeq names its product cyclin-K. The transcript is spliced from 3 exons. Gene Ontology annotation, biological process: positive regulation of DNA-templated transcription, elongation; regulation of transcription by RNA polymerase II. NCBI's taxonomy places the organism in Eukaryota, Metazoa, Arthropoda, Insecta, Diptera, Culicidae. Gene Ontology annotation, molecular function: cyclin-dependent protein serine/threonine kinase activator activity. Bases 116 to 1303 code for a protein of 395 amino acids. The record is from RefSeq and is a predicted model, not a curated record. Gene Ontology annotation, cellular component: nucleus; cyclin/CDK positive transcription elongation factor complex.
UUGAUCGUGUAUAAAUGUAAACAAAAAGUUUUGAUCCGCCGCAAAAUUUUGUUCUUUCUCCGCGUCGCAGCACGAAAAAUAAGUUCGUGUUUUAAGUUUAUCCAAGUGAUUCAGCAUGCCCAACUGGUACUACGAGAAAAAGGAUCUUCGCAGUACGCCGUCCAGUUUGGAUGGGAUCGAUUACGAGACGGAACGGCGCUACCGGAAGGAGGGAGCCCGAUUCAUCAUGCAAACCGGCACCUCGAUGGGUCUUGGGCACAACACGGUGGCCACAGGUGUAGUUUAUUUCCAUCGCUUUUACAUGUUCCAUUCUUUCAAAACCUUCCCACGGUACGUGACCGCUUGCUGUUGUCUGUUCCUGGCCGGCAAGGUGGAAGAAACACCGAAAAAGGCCAAAGACAUCAUUAAAACGGCACGGUCUCUGCUCAGCGAUCAGAAGUAUCUGUCUUUUGGCGAUGAUCCCAAGGAAGAAGUCAUGACGCUGGAAAGAAUUCUGCUCCAGACCAUCAAAUUUGAUCUGCAGGUAGAGCAUCCUUAUUCUUUCCUGGUUAAGUAUGCCAAAUGCCUGAAAGGUGACAGCGCAAAGCUACAAAAAAUGGUUCAAAUGGCUUGGAAUUUCGUAAACGACUCUCUGAGUACAACUGUAUGUCUCCAAUGGGAACCGGAAAUCAUAGCCGUCGCUCUGAUCUAUCUGGCCAGUAAGCUAAGUAAAUUUACGGUGGUAGAUUGGAUCGGCAAACAGUCAGAACAUCUCAAGUGGUGGGACAUGUUCGUUCAAGACGUCACUAUGGAUAUCCUCGAGGACAUUUGCCAUCAAGUGUUGGAUCUCUAUCAGCAACCGAACAACGAAACUCCCCCAGAUAGUCCGCCACAACCUCCUCCCAGUAAAUCGUCUCCGCCCAUGAAGCGGGCAAACAUAUCUCCGAUUGCAAGCAAAAACUCUCCGACCGUUAGCAAUCCACCACCGAAGCCUGUAGCACCCCCGGUGCCUCCUGUCGAGAUUGAAUCCAAUCCAAUCCCAAAACACAUAACGACAGACAACAGUUCGCAUGGAAGUGGUGGAGGUGGAGGAAACUAUGCAAACUAUCCAAUCUAUCCGAUCCAUCAGGGUCCUCCGCCAAGUCAACAGUCGCAUGUCGGUGUUCCCGGUUAUAAUUCUGCGGUGCCUCCUCCGGGUCCAGUUCCACCGCAGCAGCAAUCGUGGCAGCAACAUUACUCGCACGGCCCCCCACCACACGGUAACAAUUACUAUGGCGGGCCGGGACCGAUGGGAGGAAGAAAUAACUAUUAUCCACCACAAUGAAAAUGUUUAGACCGUAGAACAGAGUGUAUCAGUGGCUGGGCUAAU